This is a messenger RNA of Agrilus planipennis (emerald ash borer), 1622 nucleotides long. Its product is annotated as serine/threonine-protein phosphatase 5-like. The record is from RefSeq and is a predicted model, not a curated record. Gene Ontology annotation, cellular component: nucleus; cytosol. Gene Ontology annotation, molecular function: protein serine/threonine phosphatase activity; protein binding. Bases 1 to 1599 code for a protein of 532 amino acids. NCBI's taxonomy places the organism in Eukaryota, Metazoa, Arthropoda, Insecta, Coleoptera, Buprestidae. The transcript has 12 exons.
AUGGAUGAAGGAUUCCAGAAAAACGACUGUGGAAACUCCCCCGUAGUCAUUAAUACGCAGAGAAUAGAUAUAGUAGACUGUUCCAAGAAGUUUCUUGACAAGAAGAAAGUCAAGAUGGAACUGGCCUGGAAGGUGAUGACCAAGAGAGGUGUGACCCGCUCCGUAGAUUACUUGUACGCGCCUAAUUGCCCACAAGUCUGUCUAUUUGAUUUUUUUCUUCUAGAACAAGACUACAAUAAAGCUAUUGAAUUAUACAGUAAAGCGAUAGAGUUGAAUCCUAAUGUGGCAAUUUAUUAUGGAAAUAGAAGUUUUGCAUAUCUCAAAACUGAAUGUUUUGGUUAUGCCCUUUUAGAUGCAUCAAAAGCAAUAGAACUAGACAAGUCAUAUAUAAAAGGAUUUUAUAGAAGAGCUGCUGCUUAUAUGUCUCUAGGAAAAUUUAAAGAUGCCCUUAAAGAUUAUGAAUAUGUAACCAAAGCUAGGCCAACUGAUAAGGAUGCAAAAUUGAAAUAUACGGAGUGUUACAAAAUUGUAAAAAAGAUUGCAUUUGAAAAGGCCAUUGCUGUUGUUGAUACAAAAAAGAAUAUAGCUGAUACCAUUAAUUUAGAUGCUAUGACAAUUGAAACUAAUUACAAAGGACCAGAAUUAGAAGAUGGUAAAGUAACAUUAAAGUUCAUGAAGGAAUUGAUGGAACUUUACAAAAAGCAGGAGAAAUUGCAUAGAAAAUAUGCAUACAAGAUUCUUUUGGAUGUAAAAACAUAUUUUAUGAAACAGCCAUCAUUAGUUGACAUAACAAUAGGAGAUGAUGAAAAGUUUACAGUGUGUGGUGAUAUACAUGGUCAGUUUUAUGAUCUUAUGAAUAUCUUUGACUUGAAUGGAUUACCAUCUCCUACUAAUCCAUAUCUAUUCAAUGGCGAUUUCGUUGAUAGAGGAUCGUUUUCAGUUGAAUGCAUUUUUACAUUAUUUGGAUUUAAACUUCUGUAUCCCAAUCACUUUUUUAUGUCUAGAGGUAACCAUGAGAGCGCCAAUAUGAAUCAAAUGUAUGGAUUUGAUGGUGAAGUUAAAGCCAAAUACACUGCUCAAAUGGCAGAACUUUUUACAGAAGUAUACAAUUGGCUACCAUUAGCACAUUGUUUAAAUAAAAGAGUAUUAGUGAUGCACGGUGGAUUAUUUUCUCGAGAUGAUGUUACAUUAGAUGAAAUUCGAAGGAUUGAUAGAAAUGGGCAACCCCCCGAAGAGGGGUUAAUGUGUGAAUUAUUAUGGAGCGAUCCGCAGCCUCAGGCCGGCCGUGCACCUAGUAAAAGGGGAGUGGGCUGUCAAUUCGGUCCCGAUGUAACGAAGAAAUUCUUAGAAAAUAAUAAAUUAGAUUAUAUUAUCAGAAGUCAUGAAGUUAAGAGUGCUGGUUACGAAGUUGCUCAUGAUGGAAAAUGUAUAACAGUAUUUUCAGCUCCCAAUUACUGUGAUACUAUGGGAAACAAAGGCGCUUUUAUUACCCUUAAUGGUAAAGAUAUGAAGCCACAAUUUACAACAUAUGAAGAAGUGCCCCAUCCCAAUGUUAAACCAAUGGCCUAUGCGAAUUCGUUUUUAAAUUUAAUGUGGUAGUACCUGCUUAUCCUGUUGUAGUA